GGCAUGUAGUAAACACAACGAUAGUCCCACGUCCCACAGGUGAACCUCAGAGUUUCGACGGACAGUGCAGAAGAAUGAUUUUGCAGUAUUGAAACAAACUCAAAGAAACUGUUUUGAGGGAAAAUACAGGAUGGAGGAGCUACUAUCAGACGGAGAGAAGAAUGCGAAGACUGUGACGUGUCAGCGCUGUGGCAGUGUGGUACUGAAACCGAACAACGCUACGCUGGUCAAGAAAGAGAAGUUCCUUCCCAGCAUGAGGAAGAAGACGGAAGGUACAGAUGCGGGCGGGGACACCCUGCAGGACUUCUGGCUGGUGACGGACAUGUACACGUUCGAGAACGUCGGUUUCACCAACACCGUAGAAAACAUCAAGUUCCUGAUCUGUGCAGACUGUGAAAUUGGACCAAUCGGAUGGCACGACCUCAGUGACAAGCAGGCCUUCUACGUGGCGCUAGAAAGGGUGGAGCAUAAAUAGUGCUGUAAUAGGGGGUAACAGUUUACUUAACACCACUAGGAAUGGGGGUUUCCAGUAUUCCUUUCCACAUGGUAAUUUUGAAAAUUUGUGUUGUACUAAAGAGCUUCCUCUAAAAGUUCAAUGUUGUAUUUCGAGGAUGAAAAUAUGAUAAAAAUUAUGGAUAUGGUCAAGAAAUGAAGUUAACCAUAUAACUAGUGUCAUAGUCUGAUUAAAUCAUGCUUAUAGUGGCACAUCCAACAUUGCCAGCACAGUUACAGCCCUGGAUAGUGGAGUUUGCAGACACAUUAUGCAGACUGUGACAUAGUGUUAGGUAAGUUUUAUAUGUUUAGGGAGCUUUAACACUUCAUAGUAUAAUUAAGGGUUAAAAAUAUGAGUGAUGUCCAAAAUCGCCCUCUUGAAGUGCACUACAGAAUUUUUUACCUGAAUAUAAAAAUACUGACAGUAAAAGUAGCUUAAGGAAAUAAAAGUGAUAGUAUAUUAGUAAUGCAUAUGAAGGGAAAGUCAAGAGUCAUCCUUUUCCAAAUGCAAUAAAUGGAACAUGGUUUGUGAUGUUUUUGUAAACCUUUGCACAAUGUGCAAUAUGUCAGUAUGACUGUUAUUCCCUCUAAUGUAACAAUUACUUAGAUAAUGCUGCGUAUACACAUCACCAUUUAUUCUGCAUCAUAACUUUGACAUAAAGUUCUAAUUGUAAUCAGCUUGAUUGUCUUUAUUCAAGUAGAAACAAAACAAUGAAUCCAAAACACA
Branchiostoma floridae (Florida lancelet) is the source of this 1219-nucleotide messenger RNA. Its product is annotated as guanine nucleotide exchange factor MSS4-like. The transcript has 2 exons. Bases 131 to 475 code for a protein of 114 amino acids. NCBI's taxonomy places the organism in Eukaryota, Metazoa, Chordata, Leptocardii, Amphioxiformes, Branchiostomatidae. Gene Ontology annotation, molecular function: zinc ion binding; guanyl-nucleotide exchange factor activity. Gene Ontology annotation, biological process: post-Golgi vesicle-mediated transport; small GTPase-mediated signal transduction. Gene Ontology annotation, cellular component: membrane; cytosol. The record is from RefSeq and is a predicted model, not a curated record.